Molecule: messenger RNA, 1762 nt
Organism: Harmonia axyridis
Lineage: Eukaryota; Metazoa; Arthropoda; Insecta; Coleoptera; Coccinellidae
Gene: shu
Product: inactive peptidyl-prolyl cis-trans isomerase shutdown
Exons: 1
Coding region: 571-1683 (370 amino acids)
Molecular function (GO): peptidyl-prolyl cis-trans isomerase activity; protein binding
Source: RefSeq, a predicted model, not a curated record
CAUUUAUCAAUUUGAAAAUAUUGUUGAAAUCCGGAGAAUUUGAGGGCCACCGAAUAUUUUGAUUAUCUGAAGUUCAGAGCUAGGCGCUUAGCUUGAUUGAUUUGCCGUGUGAAACAGAAAUGUGCCCCCAUAGAUUAGUCUAUGGUGAAUACCGAACUUUAAUUCUUUAACAAAAUCUAAUCAGAAAAUUCAUCAAAUUAAAUAUUCACUUAUCAUUGUUAUGAAAGAUAACAGAAAUCUUUGAUUGUUACCAUAAAUCAACUCUAGUUCACAAAAAUGGAUUUAAAAAGAAUUUCUUCAAUUUAAAUUAUGUGAAUUUCGUUCUUUCUUCUUAGAUGGAGCUACAAACGAACAUAAUAAAGUACAGCAAGUGAUUUUAUUUAUCACUAAAUAAAGUACCAAAAUAAGGACAACCAUAUUAUAAAUUUUUUUUAUCGUAAUUUGUAAUCAUAAGUUGAUAACUAUUUUCAUGGGAACGAAGACAUAUCUGCUAGAAUCCAAAUUCACGAAAUUCUGUUAAGAUAACAUUUUCGACCACAUUUUCUUUUAUUGAAAAAAUAUUCAAGGAAAAUGCCUAAGAUUACCGAAGGAAUAUCUCUGGCAGAACUCAUGGCAGGGGGUACAGAAUUUGAAGUAAAUCCCACUGCUGAGUCGGAAGAUAUAGGUUCCGAAGAGGAGGAUGAACAAAAAGUGAAAGAAGCAAUGUUAAGGUUUUCUAAUAUGGAUUGCUUAGGGAUAGAUGGUCACUACGAUGAGGAACCUUUUGAUAUUGUUGCAAGACAAAUGAGCAAUUUAACUCCUGAUGGAGGCGUAAAAAAGAAAAUUUUAAAAGCUGGCUAUGGUACAACUCCACCAAAUUUAAGCCUUGUCAAGAUUGAUUAUAAUGCAUAUGUUGAAUAUGAAGCAGAACCCUUCGAUUCCACAUAUAGUCGAAAUAAGAAGCAAGAGUUUGUGCUCAACAGUGGUGACGUUAUUCCGGGUUUAGAUGAGGCUGUGAAAUCGAUGAAAAUAACAGAAAAAUCUCAAUUUCUCUUCAAACCGCAAUAUGCAUAUGGACCUUUAGGUUGUUUAGGUAGAGUUCCUAAAGAUGCAACUGUACUUUUUGAGGUUGAAUUGCAUGAGGUUGUCGAUAGUGGUUCUACAUUAACAUAUGAUAAUUUAACGAAAGAAGAACAACAGACUUUCAAGGAAGUAUAUGCUUAUUGUUUAUCACUAUGUGAAAGAGCAAGAGAUAAAUUCAAGAAAAAAAAUGUUCAAGAAGCUCUCAAAGAUUACAAUGUUGCAGUUUCAAAAUUGGAAUUAGUUCAGAUGAAUGACUACAAUGAACAGGAAAAGCAGCAAGAACUUCUUCAACGUCUAUUUAAUAAUGUUCUAGUCUGCCAAACGAUUUUAGGUAAUCCAAAAAAGGGUUGUAUCGCUGCGAAUAAUAUUUAUAAAAUUUGCCAAGGAACAACUAAGAAAAUUUCAGCAAAAACCAUGUUCUCCCAUGCCAAAUGUCUAAGAAUGUUGGGAGAAUUUUCUGAAGCCAAAAAAAAGUUGAUACAGGCCCGCAAUUGUGAACCAAAUAAUCCAGAAAUUACCAAUGAGUUCAUUAUCUUGAAAGAGGAAGAAGAAAAAUAUAAAAAAGGAGAGAAGAAAUGGAGUGAAAAGUAUAUACAAUCUCUCUCGGAAAGUAAAAAUUAAAUAUUCCUGUUCAAUUUUCCAUCUUAAAACUCUACUGUAAGAAAUUCUUUUUUAUUUUUAAUAAAAUAACAAUAAAUGA